UGCGGGGCCGUCCCGCUCCCGCGCAGCACUUUCGGUUCGCGGGGCGCGGGAGCGGCACGUGGCGGGACCCCCCCGGGCCGGCCGGGUCAGACUCCCGAAGCCCAUGGGUGACCCCGAGGUGGGUGCCCGCCCCGCCAGGAAGGGGGGCACUUUGUCCCCCCGGGGCGGUGCCAGCGAGUCGAGCACGCUGCUGCAGGAGCUCCGGAGCACCAUCUCCAAAUCCGUGCAGAGCAAGGUGGACUCCAUCCUGCAAGAUGUGCAGAAGUUCUCAGACAGUGACAAGCUCUACCUGUACCUGCAGCUGCCCUCGGGCCCCAGCCUGGGCGAGAAGAGCAGCAGCAGCUUGGACCUGAGUGCCCUGGGCACAGCCGAGUACAUGCACGCCUGCAACUGGAUCAGGAACCACCUGGAGGAGCACACGGACACCUGCCUGCCCAAGCAGGACGUCUAUGAUGCCUACAAGAGAUACUGCGACAACCUGGGCUCCCGCCCCCUCAGCACGGCCAAUUUCGGGAAGAUCAUCCGGGAGAUCUUCCCAAACAUCAAAGCCCGGCGCUUGGGAGGCCGAGGACAAUCCAAGUACUGUUAUGGGGGGAUCAGGAGGAAAACCGUGGUCAGCCUCCCUCCCCUGCCCAGCCUGGACCUCAAAGUCACAGAGACCUCGGAGCUGGCGGAGCUGGUGCAGUCCUACCCCAGCGAGGUGAUGGAGGCCGCCUGCGCCCUGACCUGUGACUGGGCCGAGAAGAUCCUCAAGCGCUCCUUCAACAACAUCGUGGAGGUGGCGCAGUUCCUGCUGCAGCAGCACAUCAUCAGCUCCCGCUCGGCCCACGCCGACCUGCUCAUGGCCAUGGUGGUCUCAGAGAACACGGAGAAGACCCCCCAGGAGAACCGUCCCCCUCCCACAGCCAAGAAGAACGGGCUGGACCCUCCCGAGAGCAACGAGAGGAUCCAACAAGAACAGGGCAAGAAGGAGCCGCCCCCCAAGCCCCCGGGGCGGCCGGAGAAGAAGAAAACCCCGGAGACCCCACGCUCGUGCAGCAGCCCCCAGGUGAACGCCCUGGUCGCCCGCCUGCCCCUGCUCCUGCCCCGCAUCCCCCGGAGCCCCCCGGUCCCCCGCGCUGCGCCCCGGCCCCCCGUGCUGGUGCCCUGUCUGACGGCGGCCCCGCUGGGCGGGGCUGGGGGCACGCUCAAAGUGGCCCUGCCCUUGCCCGUGGGUGCCACCGCAGCCCCUCGCUGCCCCUGGCGCUGCCCCCCGGCCCCGCGGGGCUGCUGAGCCCCCCCACGGCCAUCCCCGUGCUCAACGUGCUGCUG
Molecule: messenger RNA, 1311 nt
Organism: Myiozetetes cayanensis
Lineage: Eukaryota; Metazoa; Chordata; Aves; Passeriformes; Tyrannidae
Gene: RFX5
Product: regulatory factor X5
Biological process (GO): regulation of transcription by RNA polymerase II
Molecular function (GO): DNA-binding transcription factor activity, RNA polymerase II-specific; RNA polymerase II cis-regulatory region sequence-specific DNA binding
Source: RefSeq, a predicted model, not a curated record